Molecule: messenger RNA, 2770 nt
Organism: Fimicolochytrium jonesii
Lineage: Eukaryota; Fungi; Chytridiomycota; Chytridiomycetes; Spizellomycetales; Powellomycetaceae
Exons: 1
Coding region: 489-2414 (641 amino acids)
Molecular function (GO): protein binding
Source: RefSeq, a predicted model, not a curated record
CACCCACAUUCCCACCCUUCCCAAACUACCACCUGCAUGUAUAUACCUGCAUGUACCUGCAUGUACUCCACUUCUGUUCAGCUCACCCCUGGCUCUACUGACUGAACGGACUGAACCGCAUUGUCGACCUUGCUGCCACAUGCGGCCAACCUUGUUUGGACUUCCGGCCGCUCGCCUGUACCUAUUUUUGGAGCGACAGCUUAUCUGAAACCGAAGCCUUCACCGGACUCAUUCCCGCCCUUUCGAACCUGAAGAGGAAAACCGCUGUCUCUUAACUGCCUCCUCCGUCUGCUGAGCCGACUCAACCGUUCGCACUUUGCCAACUUCCAUCAACCGGGGUUUGCACGAUAUCUGAAGAAGACGAGAACGAAAAGGUGAUUUGAAGCAACUGGCCGAGGACUGUAUAUAUAUACCUCCGACCCUUGUACACAGCACAUAUACAUAUAUACCGACGACCGUCACCUGUAGAAAGAAGAAACACCAGACGAAUGGACUCCCUAUCAGCAUUAACCACCAGCCUGCUCACGACCUCUCCACCCACGCCCAAACCCCGCUCCAGCGUCCUCGACGACUCCAUGUCCCGCGGCGGCCGGUCCCGCCCGUCUGGGACACUCAAAGGCCAUAUUCACUUCGCGCUGGGCACCUUCGCCCUCAUCAAAGGCCGCGAGGACGACGCCCUGGACCAUUUCCUGCGCGCGGGCGAAGAAGGCGUCGCGAGCGGUACCGCCGUGUCUGGGUUCUUCAGCGAGUUUCGGAUGGGCCUUGGUGGGGCUACGGACGAGGAUGGGGAGCGGUUACGGCCCACAAAGGAGAAUUACGAGACGGCGGAAAGUCUGUAUACGAUGGCCGCGUUGAGGGGCAGUGGGCUGGCGAUGGCGCGGUUGGCGUUUUUGAAGACGCAUGGACGGGUCGGGAUCAAGAUCAACCAUGCUGAGGCGGAUAAGUGGAGACGGGCGUGUGCGGGAGAUGGCAAGACGGUGGGCUUGGGUGGUGGGAAAGGCUCGGAUGCAUUGCAGUGGUUGCAGUUCGUUGCGGAUGCUGGUGUGCCUACCGCCGAGUUCUGCCUUGCGCUGUGCUAUUUCAACGGGAUCGCUACCGAUGAGGACAAUAGCAAGGCGUUCUAUUGGUGCGAGAAAGCAGCUCAACAUGGUGUCGCCGGCGCGCAGAACGUGUUAGGGAACCUGUAUGUCGAAGGGCAAGGCUGCGAGACCAACCCAACCAUUGGACUCGGGUGGUACAUCAAAGCGGCCGCGCAGCGCGAAGCCGCCGCCAUUUACAACAUCGGCACGCUCUUCGAACGCGGGAUCGCCGUCGAAGAAGACACGGCGCAAGCCUUUGCAUGGUACGAGCGUGCCGCCCGCUUCGGCUCCAUCAAUGCCAUGAACACCCUCGGCAUCUUCUACGAACAAGGCAUCGGCCUCGACCACUACAUGCCCUUCCACGCCGUCCGUUGCUACAUCGACGCGGCACGCAUGGGCCACCCGCACGCGCAAUACAAUCUCGGCCGGUGCUACCACGAAGGCUUCGGGAUCGUGCGGGACGACAGCAAAGCGUCCCUGUGGUUCACCCAGUCCGCACACCAGCACCACGGCCUCUCCCAACUCUCCCUGGGGAUAUGCCACGAACUUGCCCUCGGCGUCCCCCAGAACGCGACGUUGGCAAUGCAUAAUUACCGCCUGGCCGUGCAGAACGGGUGUGAGGAGGUCGCGGUAAGGCUUGCGCCUCAUGCGGCUUGCCAUCUCCUACCCCGUGCACGGUUAUUGCUGACCCCGCCACGCACACCCACUCAUGUCGCGCGCAUCCACGCCCUCCCCGUCGAACUCAUCGAGCACAUCCUCACCUUCGUCCCCUCCACGCCCCUCCCGCAACCGCACCUCCGCGCCCUGUUCAACAUCGCGGCGACACCUGCAUCCCUGUUCUCUCACCACAUGCGGACCAAAACAACAUUCCUGGAACUCCUGGGGCUGGCGCAUCUGAGCAUCGGAAAUUUGACUCUGGACACGUGCGAUUGUACCCGGUUCGACGACUCGGUGACACCCACCGAACGGAAUGCUGCUGCUGCUGCAACAGCAACAACACAGCAAACACCGCAACACUGCAGAGCAAUCAAACACGUCGUGCAAGCCAUCGAAGACGCCCAAAUUCGACCCCCCCGGAGUAUCGACUGGAAUCACCACCGCCACCACAUGAACCACGCCGCACCAGCAGCCGAAGCCUCCACCCACCCCUACGCCACCAGAGAGGAGAUGGAAACAGGCUACGAGACGCCAUCGCAGCGCACGCCGACACCACGCGAUCUGGAUAUCGCCGAGGCAUGGUGGAAGGUCGGCACCGGGCUGGAGAGACCGGUAUCGGAGAUGGGGGAUGACGGGGCGUCGUCGGCUUCGUCGGCGGCGUCGCUGGGGGGUUGGUGAACUACAACAUCUUUCCGCAUACAUUCACGCACUCACGCACAAACAUGGCAUCACAACAUUUUGCAACACACACAAACACCGCAUUUCAACAUCCACACCACGAUCUGAUUCAAUCAUUUCACAUGCACGGCGUAGGGCAAUUUUAGAACCGUAGGCUUUAGCUGCCCCCCCCCCACCCCCCCCCCCCUCCAGCAUACCAUAUUACAUCACAUCACAUCACAUGGCAUUCAUACCAUCCACAACACACAUCAUGUAGAUUGUUUUAGCGUAGUUUGUAGUUGAUUCGAUCGGCGUACGAUUCUUCUUGCGUCAGUUUGAGGCGUUUGUAUGUAUUGUAUGUCGCUUGGUCCUUGCAG